Colletotrichum phormii is the source of this 726-nucleotide messenger RNA. RefSeq names its product mitochondrial carrier protein. The transcript has 3 exons. The coding region runs from base 1 to 459 and encodes 152 amino acids. The record is from RefSeq and is a predicted model, not a curated record. Gene Ontology annotation, cellular component: mitochondrion. Gene Ontology annotation, biological process: mitochondrial citrate transmembrane transport. Lineage: Eukaryota; Fungi; Ascomycota; Sordariomycetes; Glomerellales; Glomerellaceae. Gene Ontology annotation, molecular function: citrate secondary active transmembrane transporter activity.
AUGGAGCAGUCUGAAGAAGGCAUCCGAGGCCUGUGGAGCGGGUUGACGCCGGUGCUGUGCAAACAGGGUACCAACAGCGCAGUGCGCUUCACGACGUUUGCGAUGCUCCAGGAGCGCGUGGCGGCGCGGUGGCCUCAACUGGAAGGCGGCGUCGGGAGUACGCUUGUCCUGGGCGGGAUUAGUGGUGUCUUUACGGUGUACGCGUCGAUGCCGUUUGAUAAUAUCAAGACGAGGAUGCAGAGCGUGCAGAGUGUUGAUGCGCGGUAUACUGGUAUGAUGGACUGCGCUGCGCGGAUUUGGAGGAGUGAUGGGGUGACUGCUUUUUGGAGGGGCACGUCGCCGAGGUUGGUGAGAUUGACUCUCUCGAGCGGCAUCACGUUCACGGUGUAUGAUCAAGUUGUGCGUCUGAUGAAGUCGUCGCAGACAAGUCAGAAAGCAAACGGCUUGCAACGCCUAUAAGGAAAGCCAAAACGUCGCGGAACCGGGGUGACGGAAUCUCUCUUUCUUUCUUUCUUUUCUUUUUUCGGUAAUUUUGGUAAGUGACACUUUGAUGCAUAAUUGAAUGCGUUUUUGCUUGCUUUGCUAUUCAUCUAUCGCGCCAACUCUGACGCUCAACGGUUCUAUAGAAGACAUGGUCUGGAAGACCUGCGGAUCAAUGGCAAAGGCCUCGGGGCCGAGGGUGUCGACAAAGGGGAAGUUGUAAAUCUGCUCGGGGGAGCUGGUGGC